UGCUCUGUGCUCUGUGCUCUGUGCUCUGUGCUUUUGGGGCUCGCUCACCUUGGUCAAUCGGUCUGCACCUGCGCUUUCCAUCCCCCUCCACCUCCACCUCCACCUCCACCUCUCUUCUUCACCCACCCGCGUCACCCGCCUCGUAGUUAAUUCAUCCACCAACCUAGAGUCAAGCCCCAUACAACCUCAACUUCUUCUCUACUAUUUUAACCAAGAAGCGCUUCCGUCUCUUCAAACCGGCAUUGAGUCAUCACAUUUUCAGUCUUUUGCGCUCACCUUCAUUCAUCUCGGGCUUCUUGUCCAUUUUGUGUGGCCGCAGUCACUCACAUCGAACUACUCCACCUGCUUCGUUUAACCUUGCCUCAACCUCAACCACCGCCUCUGAAGGUUCACGAUGGAUUUCACCGGGCAAUACAACUUUGCCAACCCUCAGCCCUAUCACCAGUUCAUGCCGAUUCCUCCUCUGACGCCGUCACACUCGCAUUCCGCCGGCUCCGAUGACUUCAAUGCAUCCCCGCCUGAAAACUACGACGGCCUCUCUACCAGUCAAAAUGACCAGUUCCAGUCUUUCGAUUAUACCACCGCCCAAGGUUUCAAUGCAAACCCCCAUCAGCCUGCCUCUGGUUUCCCAGGGCCCCCGACACCUCCCGGCUAUGCUUCUCAAGUCCAAGCCCACCAACAGCAAGGAGGCUCAUUGAGGAAUGGCUCUCCUGACGAGCAAUCCGUUGCUCGUGGGGGCAGCGAGGAGGACGAGAACCUAACUCCUGCUCAGUCUCGGAGGAAAGCACAGAAUCGCGCAGCGCAGCGUGCCUUCCGUGAGAGGAAAGAAAAGCAUGUCAAAGAUCUCGAGGCGAAGCUUGCCGGCCUUGAGGCCGCCCAGCAACAGUCGUCCCUCGAAAACGAACGUUUAAAGCGAGAUCUCCAGAAAAUAUCUACCGAGAACGAAAUCCUUCGCGCGACAUCGCACAUGAGCCAUGGCUCCAUCUCACCAGAGCCUGCAACCGGGCCUCUGCGCUUCAAACCUACCGACUUCUACUCCAAUGUCUUGCAGAAUCACACAAAUAAGUCGCCCUCACACCGCAUUGUUACCUCAGACGAUGGCGAACGUCUCCUCGCUGCCGGUGCAACAUGGGACUUUAUCAUAUCUCACGAAUUGUUCAAGAAAGGCCUAGUUGACAUUGCCGAUGUAAGCGAGCGCCUCAAGAACUGCGCUAGGUGUGAUGGCCAAGGUCCUGUCUUCUCGGAGCGUUCAAUCACCAAUGCCAUUGAACAAAGUGUCGCCAGUGGCACUGAUGACCUUCUCUAAAUGAGCGACAAGGCGUAAAAGGGGCAAUUGGGAAGAAAGGAUACAUAAAUGGCCUCAUUAUGAUUGACGUAUAUUACGCUGAGAGACUAAGUGGAAGGAAGAUGAUACCCCGCCCGUCGGGGCUUUUUGGCGUGGCGUUUUGUAUUCAAGGUUUUACGUUGGGCUCCGAGAAAUUUUGGACUGUUCUUCGAAGACACGCAGCAAAUGUCUGCCAUAUCUAUGGCCAAGCUGUAGUUCAUAUAUAUAUAUUUAUCAAAGACAAGUAUAUUGAGUUGCAAAAAUGAUG
Fusarium redolens is the source of this 1592-nucleotide messenger RNA. RefSeq lists its product as uncharacterized. Bases 395 to 1306 code for a protein of 303 amino acids. The record is from RefSeq and is a predicted model, not a curated record. NCBI's taxonomy places the organism in Eukaryota, Fungi, Ascomycota, Sordariomycetes, Hypocreales, Nectriaceae. The transcript is spliced from 3 exons. Gene Ontology annotation, molecular function: transcription cis-regulatory region binding; DNA-binding transcription activator activity, RNA polymerase II-specific. Gene Ontology annotation, cellular component: RNA polymerase II transcription regulator complex.